Molecule: messenger RNA, 5928 nt
Organism: Armigeres subalbatus
Lineage: Eukaryota; Metazoa; Arthropoda; Insecta; Diptera; Culicidae
Exons: 6
Coding region: 1563-4583 (1006 amino acids)
Molecular function (GO): protein binding
Source: RefSeq, a predicted model, not a curated record
GUAACUUUCAGUGACUUUCGUUUGCUCGUUCGGAACGCUUGUAUGGUCGCACUGCUUUGGUUCGGAGUUUUGUGUUUGUGUUUAUUGUUGCUAUUUUUCGGAGGCCAGCAUUUGAUUAACAAUUAGGCGUCAGAAGCGAAGAUCCAAGUGAGAAAUCCACGAAGAAGCGACGCCGAUUCAUGUCGGGCCCAAUUUGGUGUGUCUCUUUCGGGCUGCUGGAUGAUUGAAACGAAACCAUCAUUUGUCGUGUGACAUCAAUUGUGGAUACUGGAUAGUGCCUUCCAUACCUGCGCGUGUGAGAGUUUCUUCCUCCUCUACCUUCUCUGACUUGCCGGGCUGCGCUGCGCCGCGCGCGGAUUCCCGCCGCCGAUUGUUGUUGGGCUGCGCCACCCCGCUCGAAAAGGUUAGCAAAAGAGUGAGAGAAAAACAGCUGAGUCAGAAGAAGAACAGCAAAAUCGAAACGAAAAAAAAAGUGUGAUUAAGUGAAGAUUUAACGGAUCAGUGAUAAAUUGGCGGGGUGUGAGGAGGUUACCGAAGAGAAUAGGAGACCCCAAGCAAGUGAAGUAUAGGUCUGAGGUGGGUUCAAAGAAGAUUCAAGUUGUUUGGAGUUUGCUGGAGCUUUGGAAGAGAGAGUGUCGUCGAUUGUGCCGUUGUGCAAGAUUUCAGUGCCACACGGCCCCUCUUCAAAGGAAAACAAGGUCAACGAGAGAUUUUGUUCGUUCUUCAUUCUCCGGGUCUUAAUCGGUGGGACGGUGAAUUUUGAUUAGGGCGCAUGCUUGGAGGCUAACUUCUCCCAUUCAACCCGUUUAGCGUGGGGUGCGGUUGGAAAAGUGAAGAUCGUUAAUUAAUCGUUCCAGUUUUGUGGAAAUCACGUCUGGGAAUUGUAUGUACGGAUAAUUGAUACAUUAAAGCAAGUGAGAAUCGGGUGAAGAAUAGUUCUGUGUGGAGAAGAUUGAAGAAUUGUUGACGUGGAGAACGUAGAAGGAUUGUGAAAAACUUGUGGAAGCAGUUGAGUGCGAAACUUAUUGCUAAUCAUCACUCCGGAAACCCUUCUGGAAUCUACUGCAAAGUGACUAUCGAUAUAAUCCAUGAUCAACCAUUAAAAUUGUACUUCGAAUAAUCGCAGUCAUAACAACACCAAUGCAAUUGCCAUCGCCAUAACACUGCAAGCAGGAAGCCACCGUCUGCACCAGUCUGUAAUCAAAAGUGCAAAAACAACACAUCCAAUAAAACACAUCUGCAGCCACCUGACUGCAACUGCAACCACUGAGGGGAAAAAUCCAAAAAUGUAAUACUCUAUAAAUAAUGCAUUAGACACAUACCCGGUUGCAAUCCUCAAAAAAAAAGUGGGUGAAGCACUAAAUCAUUGAAAGCGCUGCAACACAACACCGCCGCCAGCCAGUCAACAACACCAGCGUUCCAACUCUUGAUUCAUUGAUAAGAAACUGCUCUGGUGCUGGUGGGUCCGGCGCAAGCCUUUGAACUGCAAUCAGAUCGUGACGACGGCUGGGAGACAGGGGGUGGCGCGGCAAAGCGCAACCAAACGAAAGUGACGCAGCACCAUGGAGAAGUAUGUAACCGUCGUGUCGGUCGACGAUCAGCAGCAACAGCAGCAGCAGCACCAGCUACCGACAGACGUAAAUGGCAGCAAGGAAGUGCUAAAUGGGGGUGUGGAAGCUAUCGUUAAUGCGGUCGGCCAUGGAAGCGACUGUGCGGUUGAUUCGCAGUUUGUCACAGUGCUGUCGAUCAACCAUGGCGCUGCCCCGGAGGGGUCCAGCGAACCAGAAAUCGUACUGGUCUAUCGGUUACCUGGGGAGAGGUUAGGCUUCGGGCUCAAGUUUCAGGGCGGCACGAAAAAUAACGAAAAAAUUCAGCGGUUGUUUAUCCAAUCGUGUGCAGAAAACAGCCCCGCUUCGAGGGUGCAGGCCAGUUGGGGCUUCCUAAGGGAAGGCGAUGAAAUUUUAGAGAUCGAUGGAGUAACAGUGACGCAAAUGACAAGGAUUGAAUGCGUCAAGUGUUUGAAGGAAAGUAAUUUGGCCAUUAAGUUAUUGGUGAGGAAUGGGGAAGGAAAAGUACAAAACUUCUUUGAUGAGAAUGGGGAUGUCCCGGAGAAGAAAAGUGUGCCACCGCCACCACCUCCAGUACCUCCGAGAAAGUUGAAUAAGCGGAAAGUUGUUGAACAACAUGCCGUGGAACCUCCGGCGAAACAAAUCGUUGAGAUUGUACAUCCUCCGGAUGCGGAAGUUUACUCCAAUUUGUUCUCUGACGACAUCAGCGAUCUGAUCAGUGAGUCGGACGACACUGCCAGUACAAUUUCUACAGUCAUAGAUAAGUACUCAAUAUGCUCGAGUCUUUCCUCCGAAGAUUACACUAUUUCGUCAAACCCAAGCAGCUUAGAGUUGGCAAAGGCCCUGAAGCCUUUUACACUUCUCGAGAAAGAAUUCAACUUGGAGGAUAAACUUGAAAGCAACUUAUUCACCUUUCAGCCUUCAGCAGUCAAUAUAGUACAAGUAGAAAUAGAGGCACCGUCGAACUCUAAUGAAUACGAAAACGUGUCCAUAGCCAAAGUGGAUGAAAACAAAAACUAUGAAAAUGUCAUAGUUCAGGCCAGUGAUCAUCACCCACAAAACUACGAAAAUGUCACCAUACAGGAGGUCUUGGAUACUCGACCGUACGAAAAUGUUGUCAUCACCACAACAGGCGACAAAACUGAUUCAACUGUGUACGAAAACGUGGAUCUCAAAGCGCCUCCGCGUCCUGCACCCCGCCAAGGGGGUGCAGUGAUUGAACCGAAAAAACGAGCCGCCCCUCUGCCCGCGGAAAUCAUUCCACCACCUCGACAGAAGUCUCCAAAAUUCCCACCACAACUGCCCCACGAGUUCAACACCAUUCAAAGUUGGCUCCAAGAAGCCACCGAAGUGAUUCACGAGUGCGCCCUUGCCCCACACGUAGAGUCCCCCAAAGACGACAAGCGUACCGGAAGCAAUGAAAGUCUUCCCCGACUGAUCGAUUUCCACCCGAAAGUUUCUAGUCCUUUCAAGCCAGUCAGUAGUUCACCGCAACCCACAACGAUCGUUUCGGUGAAUGAUGUCGCUCGGAACGAUAAUGACAACAACGACGACGACGAUGCUGAUUUCGAGCCAGAGCGCUCGCCAACGACGACGACGGUGGUGGUAAAAAAGUGCAUCAAAAUCAGCGCCGACAGCGUCGCGCAAGGCCAAGCUGAAAACUACAUCGAUUCGUCGUCGUCCAGCGAUGACGAAGAGAGGAGCUACGAGCCGCAUGCUUUCCGCCAGCAGCAUUACCGUGAAGCUGAUGAUGAUGAUGAUGACGAUGAGGAAGAGGACGAGUUGGAGAGAAGGUCUUGCGACGAAAGCGGUGCUUUCGAUACCUACAGCGACGAGGAUGGGGAAAAGCUCGGGCCGCCGGAGAUUGUGGCCGGUGGUCCAUCGGAGGCGUACUUCAACUUCCACUGGAGCACGACGCUGCUGCCCCCGAUUGGGGAAGUGGAGGAGGAGUUCUCGUCGCUGGAAAAUCAGCAGAGCGGACCCAUCGUAAUCAUUGACACAGCAGAAGAAACCCUCUUCAAUGAUAAUAAUAACAACCAACACCGAGAGCCAAAACCAAAGCUCAACGGUCAUCACGAGUACAUCCCGGAGGUGGAAGAUGACGAACCCUUCUCAUUGGAACUAUCUGUUGAGUCCCAACGACAAGAGGUCAUUCCGACAACUAGCAUUUUUGUCCAGAAUAACCCAUCGCGACAAUCUGCCACCUCUUCAACUCUAAUCACAAACGACACUGAACUUGAUACAAAUAGUGCACACAGUGACGCAAUUAGUGCUCCUGUUGAGAAUAAAACAGCUGUUGAUGGAAACGAGUCGCAGCUCGCUGCUGAUAAGAGCCAAGUUCAGGUAGAUGUCGACAACGACGACGAUCGAAAGGUGGAACAGCCCACGGCAGACAACGAGUUGAUUGUUUUGGAGCGAAAUUCCUCCGCGGUCGAGGGUGCUGUUGAUCAGUUGACGAAUGACAUCGUGGACAACGGUGUGACAGUUUUGGAAUCGAUUGCGCCAGAAAAGAGUGCGGUGACCGUUAACAUGGAAGUGGGACCGGAUGUGCCGGAAUUGGCGAGGGAUGAUACCACGGGAGGCCAGAAGGACGUGACCGACGAUGACGUGGAUCUUUUGGCCGUGGUCGGUGAUAGUGUGGAAAGUGACUUCGAGGAACUGGUUAAGGCGCAAAUCGAACAGAACGAUGACGACAAUUCAGAGCAAAUACAACAGAUUCAUGAGCGAAUCAUCGUUGGAAUUGAACGCUCGAGCACCAGCGGUGAUGAGGGCGAUGUUGAGCUGGGUGGGGUUGUGGAGAAGCAUGUCAUUAGUGCGGAGGAGGGGGAAAAAUCGGAUGCUAGUGAAAAUAGUGUUGAAACCCAAGAAGAUCAUCCAGAGGACAUUCCUGACGGUGUUUCGGAACCAGCGAAGACGCCCGACGUGGACGAGCAGAACACGGACAAUAAUCAAGGUACCCUGAAUUUAUGGCUUAAUUGCUUUUAUUUUUCACCUUUCCUCGCGCGAUUGGCGUGAGCUGUGAGAGAGUCCAUCGGUAGUUCAUCCAGGAAGUAUCGUGUUGCAGUAAAUGUAGAUGAUGGUAAGCACUUUACAGUUUCCUUGCUGCUUCGCUGCGGUUGGCGCAAUAAAAUUUCAAAUCAUCCGUGAUCACCAUAGUCACUAGCGCCACUUCGCGCAGCCGUAAUGUAUAUUUAACGAAGUGUCAGGUUGAGAUGAAGAGCUCUCCUGGAGACUCGGACCCGGAAUAUUUGCAAACCAUUCGGCUACCUUUCCCACACUGCAGGACCACGGGCGAGGGGAUGAGUGCGUAAUUAUGUAUCAUGAAACAUUUCAUAACGCUUUUGAAAUAUCCAAUCGAAGCGAGGCAUUACGCGAACGGUGAAAAACAUGACCCCCAACGCCCCCAACACUGGCGAGUCUUAAAUUGCAAACGACGACGUUGUCUACCUUGAACGUGAUGCGCUCGUUCGAAUCCGAGAGAAAUGUAUUCGUACUAUGGACGCCUUCUUUCGUUGUUGGGUGGACGCCUCGCUUGGCGGAAGACGGAACAGUUUGACGGGAGAAAAUGAAUACCCUCCGAGGUGUUAAUCAAGGCGAGAGCAACCGCGGCGGGUGAUUAGGCGUGAAAUGAUUUCUUUGUUUGUUUUUGAACCUGCCGCUUUACGGUGUGGUAGGGAAAUAAUGUCCGAUUUCUUCAACACACACCCUACAAAGAGCCUCCUUAUGCGGUUUCAGAGGCGCUUUGUGGGGAAACUUCUCAAAACAUCAGCGAAUGAAGCAACUUACCCGGUUUAGCCUAAUUGAAACGAGGAGGCACUUACGGAAUUUGAUAAGAAAAUCCUUUCAUCCUACGGGUUCCGCCUCCGCGUCAAGCGUGUAGGCGGUAGUCGACGAGGCCGCACAGACGAGGACCAAGUCCAAACGCGAUAAUUACUGCAAACAACUUUUCAACCCUCGUUUGCGGAGAGAACAUUCCUCCCGAAGGUCUUUCCAAGCAUCUCGCCGCGCAUAGCGAGCAAAGAUCCGUUAAAUAGAUUCUAAAUUAAAUUAAUUACCGUCAGGAUUGUGUGUGCGGCAGGGAUUGUUCGAAGAAAGGAAUAGAAAACAAAGCUCAGAUCAGGGCGGUGUUGUGCUGAAACGGGUUUGAGUCUACUAUGUAGUGAAAAAAUAAAAUAAAUAAUAGCGGAGAGUGAGAUGUCUUGGAAAAGUGCGACCAUGAUGGGCAAUACGCUAUGCGGUGAGUCGUAGACCGGUCUUACAGUUCUAUGGUCGUUGAAGGACGGUCAGACAAUAAAUAAAUUAGCGCUGUUUACAAAUAGGAAGUGUCAUUUGUUAGAGGAGACAAUUGAUUUCGUUCAAA